AUGGUUGCAAUCAAGUGUUCGCCUAGAGUGACCUGCUUUCUGCUCCUCCAAGCCACCGCUCUCGUAUCUGCGCAAGUCGCUACUCCAACUGCGUCUUCACAAAGUACCGAGUACUCAUUCCUCGGCCCCGUGGAGACACUCAUCGAGUCAAUAGAGAGGUCAGCCUCUCAAGCGGCCACUACAGUUCUUUCAGGAGUUACGGCAGCGUCUGCAACGGCUAGCAGCGCAGCUCAAACUUACACCAUCUCCGUUGGAAUCGACCACAAGUACAGGCCGGAUGUUAUUCAGGCAAGCGCCGGCGACUCUGUCGAGUUCCGCUUCUACCCUAGGAACCAUUCCGUUGUGCGAGCGGAAUACAUGUUUCCAUGCAUACCGUACGAGAUGACAGGCCGAGGCAAGGUUGGCUUCUACUCUGGCUGGGAGGCUACCGAGGCUAUACUCGACGAUCCUCCAACCUGGAACCUUCUCAUCAACGACACCGACCCGAUAUUCUUCUACUGCUCCGUUCCGGGCUCUUGCGACGACUAUGGCAUGGUGGGCGUAAUAAACCCGAACAGAACCACUUCGCUAGAGACACAGCGCGGCCUUGCCCUACAAGCAGCCUACGUCCUCAAUCCGGGCGACCCCUUCCCCGCCGAAGCAUCCUCCUCGAUCGCCUCGCUCGGAUACGGCUACCCGACUGUUACCCCCGGCUCCUCUCCAACCGGCGCGACAACCAGCCCAACCGCUGCCGCCUCCACCGGCGGCACGAAGCUCGGCACUGGCGCCAUAGUUGGCAUCGCCAUCGGCGGCGCAGUAAUCCUCCUCCUCGCAGCCGCGCUCUUCUACUUCUUCGGGCGCAGCCGCUCGUUGAAGCAACAGCUCAACCGGGACUCCGCGACUGUGCCAACCUCAACGUCGCACCAGUUUGCCUCGCCACCCAUGUCCCCUGCCCCGCAUCACAGCCCGGACAUGUACCAGUCCGGUGGCGCGGUGUUCGUGCCCGUGCAUCCCAAAGACUAUAGAGGUAGCACCAUAAGCAACCCGUAUGAUGUCCCGCCAUACUCGGAGGAUCCGAUGCGCGCUGCUAGCCCGAGGUCGGAGCUGGGCGGGUACAGCCAUCCGGGGCCGGGCAGUCCGCAAGGGCCGCAGGAGAUGUACGCGCCAUUUCCACAGCAGGGGAAGGCGAGUAUGUAG
Coniosporium apollinis CBS 100218 is the source of this 1176-nucleotide messenger RNA. RefSeq lists its product as uncharacterized. The record is from RefSeq and is a predicted model, not a curated record. Bases 1 to 1176 code for a protein of 391 amino acids. The transcript has 3 exons. Lineage: Eukaryota; Fungi; Ascomycota; Dothideomycetes.